This is a messenger RNA of Podospora pseudopauciseta, 225 nucleotides long. RefSeq lists its product as uncharacterized. Bases 1 to 225 code for a protein of 74 amino acids. The transcript has 2 exons. Lineage: Eukaryota; Fungi; Ascomycota; Sordariomycetes; Sordariales; Podosporaceae. The record is from RefSeq and is a predicted model, not a curated record.
AUGGUCAGCGCCAAGUACCUCCUCCUCGCACCUACCAGCUGCCUCACCUUUACCGCCAACGGCAGCGUCUGGUGGUAUACUUGCGGUGUUUUUAGCAACUGCAAGUGUCCCCACACUGGCUCUUACGAGGGUUUCAGUGGUACCAGCCCCUGCAUCAGGGUCGACAGCUCCAUUAGCUCAAUCAGCCUCACCCACCAAGUCGAUCACUUGCAGCAUCUUCUCUGA